GAGUCGGAUUGGCCCGGGUCGGGACGGAAGCGCCCCAGGUCUGGAGCGGUUGGAAUCCUGCAGGCGCGAUGUGGGGCGCGAGCAGGGGCCGGGCUGCCCAGCGGGCGCUGCUGGCGCUGCUGCUGGCGCUGCUGCUGGCGCUGUCGGUGCCGAGCGGUGGCGCGUCCAAGACCAUCGCCGGGCUCGUGACCUGCGGGUCGGUGUUGAAGCUGCUCAAUACGCACCACCGGGUGCGGCUGCACUCGCACGACAUCAAAUACGGAUCCGGCAGCGGCCAACAGUCGGUAACCGGCGUGGAGGCAUCUGACGACGCCAAUAGCUACUGGCGGAUCCGCGGCGGCUCGGAGGGCGGGUGCCCGCGCGGCGUCCCAGUGCGCUGUGGGCAAGCAGUGAGGCUCACGCACGUGCUCACCGGCAAGAACCUGCAUACGCACCACUUCCCGUCGCCGCUGUCCAACAACCAGGAGGUGAGUGCCUUUGGGGAAGAUGGUGAGGGUGACGACCUGGACCUGUGGACAGUACGAUGUUCUGGGCAACACUGGGAGCGUGAGGCCACUGUACGCUUCCAGCAUGUGGGCACCUCUGUGUUCCUGUCAGUCACUGGUGAGCAGUAUGGCAACCCCAUCCGUGGGCAGCAUGAGGUGCAUGGCAUGCCCAGUGCCAACACUCACAACACAUGGAAGGCCAUGGAGGGCAUCUUCAUCAAGCCUGGUGCAGAUCCCUCUGUAGGUCAUGAUGAACUCUGAAUGUUGGGUGGGUGAAAGGAGGGUGGCUGGGUAGGGAAUCUGCAAGGCCACUCUUGUGAGGGAGACUUUGGGUUUGUAGGGGUCCCUAAGUGCCUUUGUGAUUAAAGAAUGUUGGUUUGUGAUUA
Nannospalax galili (Upper Galilee mountains blind mole rat) is the source of this 871-nucleotide messenger RNA. It is a transcript of the gene Sdf2l1, whose product is annotated as stromal cell derived factor 2 like 1. The transcript has 3 exons. Bases 69 to 746 code for a protein of 225 amino acids. The record is from RefSeq and is a predicted model, not a curated record. NCBI's taxonomy places the organism in Eukaryota, Metazoa, Chordata, Mammalia, Rodentia, Spalacidae.